CCCAGCCUUGUGCGGGGGGAGCCGUUCGUGCGGGGCAUCGUGUGGGCCCGCGGUCGCGGCGGGGCAGGAGGACGUGCGGGGGGGAGGGGGCCCUCUGCGAGGUGUGCGUCGCGGCCCCUGCUAGUGCACCGGGAAGUCCCCGUGGAUGACCUUGAAAAUAAAGCGGCCGGUUUUUUACCCGCAAAACGGGUUUAUUCGGAAGUGACUGGAAUUGCAGUUUCAGGCCUGCGAGCUCAAGAAAUGGAGGGGGAAAUGGAGUAUUAAACAAGGCAGUGAUGCGGCAGACCCUACGAGAACCAUGGCCACAUCCGAUGACUGCCUCCAAGGUGAACUGCAGGAGGGAGAAGGUCACGUGGAGUGCGGUGACCGGGAGCAGCUCCAGGAGGGUGUGCAGCCGGAAGAGUUCGUGGCCAUUGCAGACUAUUCUGCCACUGACCAGACGCAGCUCAGCUUUUUGAGGGGAGAAAAAAUUCUUAUCCUGAGGCAGACAACUGCUGAUUGGUGGUGGGGCGAGCGCGCGGGCUGCUGUGGGUACAUACCUGCAAACCACCUCGGGAAGCACCUGGAGGACUGUGACCCUGAGGACACGUGGCAGGACGAGGAGUACUUCGGCAGCUAUGGAACGCUGAAACUUCACUUGGAAAUGUUGGCAGACCAGCCGCGGACAACUAAAUACCACAAUGUUAUCCUGCAAAAUAAAGAAUCCCUGAAAGAUAAAGUGAUUCUGGAUGUCGGCUGCGGAACAGGGAUCAUCAGCCUCUUUUGUGCCCACUAUGCGCAGCCUAAAGCCGUGUACGCGGUGGAGGCCAGUGAGAUGGCCCAGCACACAGGGCAGCUGGUCAUGCAGAAUGGCUUUGCCGACAUCAUCACUGUGUUCCAGCAGAAGGUGGAGGAUGUGGUGCUGCCGGAGAAGGUGGACGUGCUGGUGUCCGAGUGGAUGGGGACCUGCCUGCUGUUUGAGUUCAUGAUCGAGUCGAUCCUGUACGCCCGGGACGCGUGGCUGAAGGAGGGCGGGGUCAUCUGGCCGACCACGGCCGCGCUGCACCUGGUGCCCUGCAGCGCCGACCGGGACUACCGCAGCAAGGUGCUCUUCUGGGACAACGCCUACGAGUUCAACCUCAGUGCCCUCAAAUCUUUAGCAAUUAAGGAGUUUUUUUCGAAGCCCAAGUAUAACCACAUUUUGAAACCAGAAGACUGUCUCUCGGAGCCGUGCACCAUAUUACAGCUGGACAUGAGGACUGUGCAGAUCGCGGACCUGGAGACGAUGAAAGGCGAGCUGCACUUCGAGAUCAGGAAAGCCGGCGCGCUGCACGGGUUCACGGCCUGGUUCAGUGUGCGGUUCCAGAGUCUGGAGGAGGACGAGCCCCAGCUGGUGUUGAGCACAGGCCCCUUCCACCCAACCACCCACUGGAAGCAGGUGCUCUUCAUGAUGGACGAGCCUGUCUCUGUCGUCCCGGGGGACGUGGUCACGGGCUCAGUUGUGUUGCAGAGAAACCCGGUGUGGAGGAGGCACAUGUCCGUGGCGCUGAGCUGGUCUGUCACUUCCACGCAAGACCCCACGUCACAGAAAGGUGGAGAGAAGGUCUUUCCCAUCUGGAGAUGACAGCGGACGCUCUGUGGGGAGCGGGGAGCUGACACUGCGGGAAGGAGCCCUGGGACAGGAGCCCCCGUGCUCGCCGCCUGACCCGUGACAGCACCCGCCUCUGCGGGCUCGGUCCCGUCGUCAGAGUCACCUGCCGACCGCGCCGGGCUCGGCGGGAAGUCCCUCACCACCGUCACUGCCUGUGUCCGUCCUCUAGAAGUAGCUGUGUUUGCAGGUGUCCACCAGUGGUGUCCACAGUGCUGGCUUGUGGGUGAGUUGGUGGCACAGUGUCCCUAGCUAGGUCUAGUUCUAAGCUCGUAGGACACACACGCAUCACCCUUGUCGUCCUGUGAAAGUGACUGUUCACGCAUCGUGUGUCGUGGUGUCCUUGCUGCCCUAGACCCCCCUCGCCAUGCAGGAGGUGGGGCUGUCCCAGGCCGUGCGGGCCCCGGAGCUGGCCGUGCAUGCGACGGGACUCUGCAUGGGUAGUACAGUCGUAGAGACGUCUUCCAGGUCCGUUCUGUGUCGGCACAUCGCACAUGUCCAAUAAAUAUUUUUAAAUAAAUGAUGUUGGCGUGUAACCCA
Molecule: messenger RNA, 2167 nt
Organism: Mustela erminea (ermine)
Lineage: Eukaryota; Metazoa; Chordata; Mammalia; Carnivora; Mustelidae
Gene: PRMT2
Product: protein arginine methyltransferase 2
Exons: 11
Coding region: 299-1603 (434 amino acids)
Biological process (GO): peptidyl-arginine methylation
Cellular component (GO): nucleus
Molecular function (GO): protein-arginine N-methyltransferase activity; protein binding
Source: RefSeq, a predicted model, not a curated record